Molecule: messenger RNA, 4178 nt
Organism: Tigriopus californicus
Lineage: Eukaryota; Metazoa; Arthropoda; Copepoda; Harpacticoida; Harpacticidae
Product: putative leucine-rich repeat-containing protein DDB_G0290503
Exons: 1
Coding region: 236-3901 (1221 amino acids)
Source: RefSeq, a predicted model, not a curated record
GCGAGGCGAUCUGAUCAACUGUUGUCCUUGUUGAUGCUUUCUCAACAAGUGAAGAACACUUACAAACUCAUCGCACAUUCAUUCAUUCAUUCAAUCAAUCAAUCAAGAGGACGACGCCCUCAUAAAAAACUUUCUGUCUGUACCUUGACGCAGGUGUUCUUGCACGCCCAAGUAAUUCAUAUACAUCAACAACACACGCGUUCCAUUCUGUGCUGUGGAGGAUUUGCCGGCCAACAUGGAAUCAAAUCGACCCAAAGAGAUCAUUCAGUACCAUCCUAGUCAGCUCAAGAUAGAAAAACGAUGCGGGAAAAAGACGGCCACCAUGUUUUGUGCCACCCGCAAGCCAUCCUCAGCUUCUUCCAGGUUGUCGUCGACCUCAGAAGGAGCUCAGAAGUGCCAUACGUCUCAAACUGGAGGCAGCAUUCCUGGCAGUGAUUGUACCAUGUCCUCGAUUAACACUGACGAAUCCGAUUACUCGGAUAACUUGUCGGUCGUGUCGGACAUCUCUGAUCUAUCGGUUUUGUCGUUUCCCACGUCGUUAACGCUCUCCUUAUCCAAUAGCAGGCAUCAUUCUUCACUCAUUCCUGGUGUCCACGGUCAAUCGGGUGGGGCUAGUUCCUCCGUGGCCAAAUCCCAGCUAAAUGGUGACCGCCGAAUGAAGCACAUGGCUAAGAAGAUGGCCUUGCUUCAAACUGAAAAAGACGCCUUCCAAAAGCAAGUCAACCAAUCUUCGAGCCAUCGACUAGAGGUGUCUCAAUUGAAGGAGGAAAACUUCCGUCUCCGCCGCGAGAAUGUGAAUCUGAAAAGCCAAGUUGAAUCGAUUCAAACUUAUCAGAAAUCGCUCGUAUCUGAAGGCAACAAAACCACCCCCAUUGAAGAAACCCAACAGAGUGCGCCAGACUCCAAGGCCGAGGAUGAAGUGAAGAUCUACGAAUUCCGGAGUCAGUUGCGUAAAUCUCAUGACCAAAUCGAUCGUCUUCAAACGGACAACGACAAGCUCAAGAUGGAGCUCAAAUCGAAAUCUGGGGAGGUCGAAAAUCUGCGGGGACAGAUCUCCAAAUUGUCAGAAGAAAGCAACACGCUGAAAAGAGAGAAUAGAAGCUUGCGCGAUCAGUUUACCGGCCUCGAAGCCAAUCAGUCCAGUUUGGACCAUGUGAACAAGUCCACGGAAUCGAAGCUUACGCUGUUGGAUUCCGACCUGAAAAGGGCCAUCGAAAGCAAAGAUUGGUAUCAGAAACAACUCCAGGUGGCCCAAGAGCAGAGGACCCAAGCCCAAAACUCGUUAGUUGGAACGCAAGAUGAGUUGUCGAGCAAGAAUGUGCAAAUUGUUGAGCUUCGAAGUCAAUUAGACUCCCUACAAACCAAAUACGAGAAGGAGCAAGUGAAGACUCAAAGUGUCAAAGACGAAUUUGCCAUGAAGUUAAGGAAAAUCGAGGCUGAAAUGUCAGACCAAGAAAUUGCAAUAGACAAGCUCAUCGAAGAGAAAGAUGAGGUCAUUUUGAACCUGAACAAGAAGUUAGACGAGAGUAAAGCCAUGGCUGAUUUCUCGGGAAAGCUCCAAGAUUUAGAAUCGGAGUUAGAGAGUCUGAAAUCAAGUUUAGAGGAGAAAGACCGAGAAAUCUCGUUGUUGACUCAAACCAAAGAGGAAUUGGAGGCGGAUAACAAAAAAGUGCGAGAAAACUUCCGAUCGUUUCAAAAUCAGCAUCAGCAAUCUGCUCUCGAUUCUGAACAAAAGAUGAGUAGCAUCAAAUCCAGACUCGUCGAAAAAGAGAUGAUAAUUGAAAAAUAUCGAGAAGAGCUACAAAAACUGUCCAGAAUGGAAGAGAUUCAAGACGAGAUGGAGAAGACUUUGCAAUGUGCCAUGGAUGAGCUGGAGUUCAAAGCUGAUAAUGAAAUGAAACUCCUAAAUGAGCAAAAGGAGUUGGAGAAGAAGAUAGAGGAACUGGAGCAAGAGCUCCUCGAAAACCAUCAGAAUCUAGAUGAUAGCAAAGCUGAAGUGGAUCAAUUGAAAACGAAAGAUUUGGAACACGAAGCUAUGGUUCAAAGAUUAGUCGACGAGAGUAAAAUCAUCCUGGAAGAUCGAAACCGUACCAAGCAAGCCAACCUCCAAAUGCAAACCGAACUCUCGCAAGCUCAUGAUCAGAUUGACAAACUCCAACAAGAGAUUACAACCCUUUCAACUAAACUCGCCGAGUUUCACUCGCAAUCGCCCGUCCCAGAUCUGGCUCAAUUGAAAGAGGAGAACAUUACUCUUCGUCAACAAGUGCUGCAUUUGGAGCAAUUCGAAAACCAAGUCACAGAAUUGGACCAAGAGAUCGACCAAGUGAAGCAAGCGAAGGCCAAUUUGAAUGAGAAGUUACUCGAAUCGGAGAAGUUCUACUUGGACGAGAUUGAGACUCUUCGUCAGGCACUCGAUCAUCGAGAAUCUCUCAUUGAUGGAAUGAAGUCGGACAUUGAAGCUGUUGAGAUGGAUCUGUGCUCAACGCGGAUCAUGCUGGAGAGCACCUCAGAGGACAAGGAACGAACCAAUUCAGAGCAAUCCAAGAAACUAGAGGAACUUGAAUAUGCCCUGGAAGAUUACCAAGCUACGAAACAAGAGUUGACCGAGCUUCAAAUGAACAUGUCCCACCUCACCGAGAAGUACAACACAUCCGUGGACGAGAACGAAAGCCUAGUGAAUCAGUUUCAAAACGUACUGAUAAGAAUUGAAGGGCUCGAGCAUGAAAAUUCUCGUCUGAAAAAUUCCUUGGACGAGUGUCUGACGGCCGAAGAAGAAUUCAAGGAGCUCCAUGCUCAGCGAAUCGCUCGGCUAGAGACUUUUAUCAAAGAGUACGAGCGAGAAAUUGAGGAUCUAAAUGAAUCCAAAGGAGGGCUGCAAAAUCAAAUCAUCGCACUCGAGGACCAAAAUGGGAAACUAGUCAGUGAAUCGGUUGUUAACGAAUCCUUACGUGAACAAGUGAUUCAAUUGCAAAAGGACCUGAAGAACGAUACCAAGUUACGCCAAGAGCUCAUCAGAAGCAUCGAUAUUGCCAAGACAAAUUUGGAGGGAGAGAUCUCUUCCUUGGAGAACUCCCUCAAGAAUGAAAAACAGAAUCACGCCCAAACUAGAGCGACCGCUAUUAACCUCGAGCAUGAGACUUUUGAACUUCAACAAGAGGUGAAGAACCUUCAGCUCAAAUAUGAAGAAUGCCUUCAAGAUAUGGAGUCCUCCACAAGCCAAGCAAAAGCCAAAAUCUCUACAUCCGAAUCAUCAAAAUGCGACUCACCCUCGUCAAACUUCUCGAUGACGCUCAAAGAUCGCGAGAUCAAAGAAUUGGAACAUGUCCUGGAAGAAAAGACUCGUAGUAUUGUGUCGCUCGAAGAUCACAUCAGCACACUGAAGUUCCACUUGCAGCAAAAGUCCACUGAACUUGAGGACACGAAGAAGGUCAUGGCCCUCAAUUCGAUCAAAUACGACGAGCAUGUGGCUGAAUUGAAAGAGUUGCUAGACUCAAUAAAGCACGAAAAAGCCACUUACCUCAUGACGAUUGAAUCUCUAAGCGAGGAGAAGAGCAACUACAAAUCUCAGGUUCAAGACAUGAACCUGGCCCUUCGCAACAGCUUGGAACACAUCAAACAACUCCGAUCUCAAACAUCACACCCAUCAUCUCCCCUCUCGGACGAAUCGGCCUUAUCCGAACUCUUCCGAUAUCGGACCCCACCCCCGCCCCCUCCCCUCUCCAACUCGUCCAGCCGUAACUUGUCCAAUCUUCACAGCUGUUUGGCCUCCCUCAAGGCUGAAAUGGCCGUUCUUCAAAGCAAACUAGCCCCCACUUGCUCUGGAAGUCCCAUUCGGGAGAUUUCGUCAAAUUUUGGGACAGGGCCGCACCUCUCGGCCACGCCUGAACGAAUCCCUACCUAAUAUUUUCUUGAAACAUCUAGUCAUUCCAAAGAGCGUAAGAAACUGCAUUUGUUACAUUCCUGGCACGGCCGAAUCAUUUUAUUAAUGUUGUAACAUUCGUUUUCAUUUGUGUUGUAUUCGAAAUUCCUACGUGUCAAAUCUCGAUUUUUUUUGAUGAUUCUCAAUGGUGUUGUUAUUUUCUUUAUGAUUGUUUCCAAACCUUUGUUUGUUAUACAUAUUUCAUUCAGUUUUUUUGUCUUCGAUUCCUCCAGUUCAAUAAACAAAUUAUUAAUUGAUA